This is a messenger RNA of Penicillium pulvis, 876 nucleotides long. RefSeq names its product pre-mRNA-splicing factor SYF2. Gene Ontology annotation, cellular component: Prp19 complex; catalytic step 2 spliceosome; post-mRNA release spliceosomal complex. The record is from RefSeq and is a predicted model, not a curated record. The coding region runs from base 1 to 876 and encodes 291 amino acids. Lineage: Eukaryota; Fungi; Ascomycota; Eurotiomycetes; Eurotiales; Aspergillaceae. The transcript has 3 exons.
AUGCCGAAGACACGAAACCAAGAUUUGUCUGCUAAGGACACCGAAAAGCCAGCUAAGAUAGACGAUACCUCAGACUCAAAUCCCACCGACACACCUAGCACUGCGGAGCCAAAUAUCGACAAGCAAGAGGAUGGCGCGGCUAGCAAGGCAAAUGAUAGACUACAGAGGUUUAAGGCACUUCAGGCUAGAGCGAAGUCUGCCAAUGAGCGCAAUCUGAAAGAAACCGCAGCAGAGACCCAGCGACUUGCCACUGACCCGAAUUUGGCUACUUCACUUGCCCGAAAACACGCCUUUGCCUCGCACAACCUCCUCAAGGCAGACACAGAAGCGACCGGCGAAGAUUUCGAGCGCAAGCGAGCCUGGGAUUGGACCGUUGACGAAUCUGAGAAAUGGGAUCGACGCAUGGAGAAAAAGCAGCGUCACCGUGACAACGUUGCGUUCCAGGAUUACACCCAGGAUGCUAACAAAGUGUACAAGCGACAAAUGCGUGAACUUCCCCCGAACUUGGAGGCAUACGAAAAGGAGAAGCUGGCUGCAAUCGAGAAGGCCGCUGCUAACGGCGACCUUGAAAUUGUGGAGACUGCCGACGGCGAAAUGAUCGCCAUCGAUAAGAAUGGCAGUUUCUACUCCACCGCGGACAGCGUUGGCUUCACCGACAACAAACCAGACCGUGCAGCCAUAGACCGACUUGUUGGUGAUAUCCACAAGGCCGAGGAGGUACGCCUCAAGAAACGCAAGGAGCGCCGCGGUGAUGACGAGGCAGACGUGACGUACAUCAACGAGAAGAACAAGCAGUUCAACCAGAAGCUUGCCCGGUUUUACAACAAGUAUACGACCGAGAUUCGGGACAGUUUCGAGCGAGGAACCAUGAUCUAA